AUGGCUCCUCGAGUUUGGUUCAUCACCGGUGCCAAUUCGGGUUUCGGCCUGCUACUUGCACAGCACGCCCUGGCGAACAACGACACUGUCAUCGCCACGGCAAGAAGUCUCUCCAAAUUCCCAAAGGCCCUCCAAGACCACUCUGCCGCGGAGCUCGUGGAGAUCGAAAUGACAGCGCCCGACACCGAGAUCUCCUCCGUCAUCGACCGUGCCGUCCAAAAACACGGUCGCAUCGACGUCCUUGUAAACAACGCCGGGUUUGGCCACAUGGGCGCCGUCGAGGAAAUAUCCUCCCAAGAAGCCCGGUACCAAUUCGACGUCAACUUCUUCGGCCUGUACAACUUCACAAGAGCCGUGAUCCCCCACAUGAGGAAGCAAGGAUCCGGGGUGAUUGUUCAGCUCUCCAGCGGGGCCGGUCUUCUCGGCGCUCUCGGCGGACCUGUCUACUCUGCGUCCAAGUUUGCUGUCGAGGGCCUCACGGAGAGCAUGGCCGUGGAGCUGCAGCCGUUUGGCAUCAGAGUCCAUCUGGUGGAGCCGGGCAUUUUCAGGACUGAUUUCCUGAAACCAGCGGCGGAAGGAAGAAACAUGGGACAGAAGAAGGAGGGAUAUUUCGACAUUGGCGGCGCCAUGGGUGGCAUACACGGGAGCCAGCCUGGCAAUCCGCAGCUUGGGAUCGAGAGGAUUUACGAGUUGGUGACCGGGACGGGGAUGGCUGCGGGUCUGCAGGACCAGUUGAGGAUGCCGAUGGGGUCGGACUGUUACGGCAUGCUGAAGCAGAAGGUGGCCAAGCUCAGCGAGACCCUUGAAAAGUUUGAAAAGAUCGCGGCUAGCACGGAUUAUUAG
Clonostachys solani is the source of this 843-nucleotide messenger RNA. Lineage: Eukaryota; Fungi; Ascomycota; Sordariomycetes; Hypocreales; Bionectriaceae. The record is from the annotation of a GenBank genome assembly.